Messenger RNA from Harpegnathos saltator (Jerdon's jumping ant), 1515 nucleotides. RefSeq names its product ankyrin repeat and MYND domain-containing protein 2. The record is from RefSeq and is a predicted model, not a curated record. The transcript is spliced from 3 exons. NCBI's taxonomy places the organism in Eukaryota, Metazoa, Arthropoda, Insecta, Hymenoptera, Formicidae. Gene Ontology annotation, molecular function: protein binding. Bases 7 to 1227 code for a protein of 406 amino acids.
UACAACAUGGCGCCCGGUAAUGAAAGUCUUACAGAUUUACAAAAAGAUAUUUUUACAAAAAUCAGCAAAAAUGAAGUAUGUGAACUUAAAACAUUAUUAGCGUUGAACAAAGUCAAAAUGGAUUUUGUUGAUGAGAAUGGCAUGAGCCCGCUACAGCACGCUUGUUAUAAAGGAAAUGUUGAAAUCGUGCAAAUGCUCCUUGAUCAGGGUGCUGAUGUAAAUGCAUGUCAACAUGAACAUGCAUAUACAGCACUUCAUUUUGCUGCUUUAAGUGGCAAUGCUGAUUUGUGCCAUCUUCUAAUGUCUCAUGGAGCACGUUUGACAGCAAUGAAUAGUGUGGGUAGAACAGCUGCUCAAAUGGCAGCAUUUGUGGGAAAUCAUAAUUGUGUAGCAACCAUUAAUAACUUUAUUCCAAAGGCUGAUAUAGAUUUUUACAUCAAGCCACAAGGUUUGCUGAUGGAACCUAUGCUACCAUCACAUUUAGCAGAUUAUUUUCAUAAAUUCAUAAUGCAAGUCAAUGUUAAUCCAGUACGUGUGACCAUAAAUUUACAGAAAUUUCCAGCUCUCCUAGAAAAUGCUACAAAAGUACAAAAGGUAUUAGAGUCUAUGCGCUACAGAGAAAUGACACGAGGUGCUGAGACAAAUGAAGUAAUGGCUUUUAAGUACCAUUAUUUAAGUUGUGUUGUGGUCGAAGUAUUAAAGUGUCAAAGACGACAAGAAGCUAUGAAAGCAGAGAAAAAUGAAAAAAGCAACGAGGAGAGCGAAGAGAAGAAAUCAGAUACUGUAGAACUUUUGAUACGAAGGUUUUUAAAAUGCAGCAAAAAUGAUGGUUUACCAGAAUAUCAGGAAGCAUUUUUGAGAGAAUCUGUGAGGGAGUUUCCAUUCAGAGAAAGUACAAUUUUUCGUCAAAUGGUUGCCACAUUAGCAAGUAGGGAUCCACCAUCUGCUGUUUCUGUAAUUUCUGCUGCAAUUAAUGGACAACGUGGUUUUUCUGAUAAUACUCAAAUUUGUGUAACUUGUGGCGAGGACAAAGCUAUAAAAAAAUGUAGUAAAUGUAAAGCAGUACAAUAUUGCGACAGAGAAUGCCAGAGAUUGCAUUGGUUUAUGCAUAAAAAAGCUUGCGCCAGAUUAGGGCAAUCAUCUAAUAAUGGGAAAUCCGUAGAUGUAGAUAAAGAACAGAUUACCAAUAUUGUCGGAUCCAAAUUACAAAAUUUAGCUGUUAAAUAAGUGUAUAUCAUAUACAGAUUUAAUACUAGUGAUUUGGUUGAAAAAUGUAUUUACUUAUAGAUGUUUGUUUUGUAUAUAGUCAUUUAUAUAUAGAAUUAGCGCCUAUAUCAUAUCAUUCCCUUCCUUUACAAAAGUUAAAUAAUGUCAUUAUUUUCGUAUAAUUAAAAUUAUUGAAGUUGAAUAACUUCUAUUUUAUAUUAGAUGAGUUCACUAUACAUUUAUUUCAUGGUUUCUAAUAUUGAUAAGUGGCCAAAAUAACCAAAGAAAUUGUAUAAUUAAAUUAUAAAG